Molecule: messenger RNA, 585 nt
Organism: Aspergillus alliaceus
Lineage: Eukaryota; Fungi; Ascomycota; Eurotiomycetes; Eurotiales; Aspergillaceae
Exons: 1
Coding region: 1-585 (194 amino acids)
Source: RefSeq, a predicted model, not a curated record
AUGCACGAACAUCCGUUCAACCCUUACCAUUCCCCCAAACCAGACAGUUCGUCAAGUAUAUACAGCCGAUCGACACGCUCAGUAGCUUCCGUUGAAGUCGAACUGCCGUCUAACUUACCUCGCCAUCGUCGAACUAACAACAACAGUAUCUCGUCGGACUCUCCGGAAAUUAAUCGUAUGGACCAUGCUAUUCAGUCUGCUCAGGGAUCUACUAUCGCUUUGGAAACCAUGCGCUCCCGGCUCCAAGCGUCAAAGUCGCAUAAGGUGCAGUCGAGGGACGAGCGCUUGUCAGAGUUGGAGGAAGAGCUCGCGUGGCAUCAGCAAGAGAACGAGUUCUACGGCAUCUGCUAUGAUGGUUACCGUGGUCUACACAGCAAGGUGGCAGACGUAUCGCAGAAGCUUCUGCUGCAAUCCUUCUUUGAGCCCGAGUCUCGUCCAUCAAGAGACCCCUUCCUUUAUGAUGUGAUCCAGAGGCUGAACACUGCCGUCAAAAUGACACAAGUGCAAGAGGCACAGGCGGAGGCUGAUUGGAAGAGAUUUUGGCAUAUUACUGAUGACUGUGGAGUGCGUGCGACAUGGAUCUAG